Messenger RNA from Drosophila eugracilis, 3610 nucleotides. RefSeq names its product eukaryotic peptide chain release factor GTP-binding subunit ERF3A (gene eRF3). Gene Ontology annotation, molecular function: GTP binding; GTPase activity; translation release factor activity. Gene Ontology annotation, cellular component: translation release factor complex. NCBI's taxonomy places the organism in Eukaryota, Metazoa, Arthropoda, Insecta, Diptera, Drosophilidae. The record is from RefSeq and is a predicted model, not a curated record. Gene Ontology annotation, biological process: translation.
CCGCAUCGAUAAGCCGAUAACAUUGUCCAUUCGUGACAACCCUAACUCCAUGCGUGGCUUGAAACGUGUAAAAUAAUAAAAGUUUUGUUAAUUCCGAGCACUGCAUUUAGUGUUGAGGUAGUUAAAUCGCACCUGCAGGUCACCAGGUGGACGCCACUGCCUUAAACAGCCUAUAAAGCAACAGAUCGAAAACGUCUGGAAACCGAGUUGGCUGGGCUAAACACCCACAACAAACAGAAUACACCGAACCAUAAUAUUUGGAGUAGACCUCAUUGAAUUGAAAGUCUGGCUUUAAUACCCUCCGCUAAAGCAUACACCCCCAACAAGCUAACAAACAUUGAGGAGUCCGUUUGUGUGCGCGUUUUUUAGUGCCAUUGCCAUUCCCAAUUUCUAUUUCCAUUCGCUAUCCCAUCCCAAGAAAUCUGACCGCGUGUGUUCUGUGUGAGUGCGGGAGCAGCAAGAAGAAGCAGCCGUUUGAAGGAGGGCGAAAGUGUGUCGUCGCGUGAAAAAAGCGAGAGAGAGCAAGAUUUUCAUCGGGAAAACAGAGGAGGAUUAACGGACGCACAGCAACGAUGGCCGCCCAGGAAAACACGGAGAUCAGCACAAAGUUCUCCACGCUGAAUGUGAACGCGGUGGAAUUUGUGCCCAGUUUCAGUUACAAUAGCGUUGUCGCUGCGGCCGAGGAGGCGGCGGCGGUAGUGGUUGCAGCGGUGGCACAGGAGGCGGAUCCGGGUCCCGCCUCUGGCUCAGCCACGCCAGCCACGACACCUGACUCCGUUGGCAGCGGGGGAUCCACAGCGGGAGCAGCACCACCGCCUGCAGCUUCACAGGCGGCGACUGCGGCGGGGGCACCAGCACCACCCGCAUCAUCUUCAAAUUCCGCAUCGCCAGCACCGGGUUCGCCAGCCACUACGCCUUCUGCAGCAGCAGCGGCGGCGGCGGCUCCAACGCCCAUUGAAGGUCUCAACCCCCCGGAUAAGAUCGCAAACAAUGAAACCGAUCCCGCUGAUAGCUGGGAUGUGGACGAUGCAGUAAUCACACCCGAGGAUGAGGAGGUUGAGGAUUCCGAGUUCGCGGAGGGCGAAGCCACUCCCAAAGUGUCCAAGAAGAAGGUAGUGAAGGUGGAAGAAAAUAGAAGCAAGCGGGAGCACGUGAAUGUUGUGUUCAUUGGCCAUGUUGAUGCUGGUAAAUCAACAAUCGGAGGACAGAUCAUGUCGCUCACAGGAAUGGUGGACAAGCGGACGUUGGAGAAAUAUGAACGAGAGGCUCGUGAGAAGUCGCGCGAGAGUUGGUAUUUAUCGUGGGCGCUGGACACCAAUCAAGAGGAGCGUGACAAGGGCAAGACUGUCGAGGUGGGACGAGCCUUCUUCGAGACAGAUCGUAAGCAUUUUACCAUCCUGGACGCUCCCGGUCAUAAGAGCUUCGUGCCGAACAUGAUUGGUGGAGCGGCGCAGGCUGAUCUCGCUGUAUUGGUCAUCUCGGCGCGAAAGGGUGAAUUCGAGACGGGCUUCGAUCGUGGCGGCCAGACCCGAGAGCACGCCAUGUUGGCCAAAACCGCUGGCGUCAAGCAUCUGGUCGUACUGGUCAACAAAAUGGAUGAUCCCACUGUCAGUUGGGAUCAGACGCGCUACAACGAAUGCAAAGACAAGAUACUACCAUACCUCAAGAAGCUGGGCUUCAACCCGGCCAAGGACCUUACCUUUAUGCCUUGUUCUGGCCUUAGCGGCUACGGCCUGAAGGACCAAAUCCCAGAGACGCUCUGCCCCUGGUAUCGGGGGCCCGCCUUCAUUCCGUUCAUCGAUGAGCUGCCCUCGCUCAACCGCAAAUCUGACGGGCCAUUCAUCAUGCCCAUCGUGGACAAGUACAAGGACAUGGGCACUGUGGUGAUGGGCAAGGUUGAGUCCGGAACGGCGCGAAAGGGCCAGAACCUGCUGGUGAUGCCAAAUAGGACGCAAGUGGCGGUGGAUCAGUUGUUCUCCGACGACUUUGAAGUCACAUCUGUUGGUCCCGGCGAGAAUGUCAAGAUCAAGCUGAAAGGCAUUGAGGAAGAGGAUGUCUCUCCCGGUUUUGUGCUUUGCGACGCCGCUAAUCCCAUCAAGACGGGAAAAAUCUUUGAUGCUCAGGUCGUAAUCUUAGAACACAAAUCAAUUAUCUGUGCGGGUUACUCGGCUGUCAUGCACAUACACUGCGCUGCCGAAGAAGUCACAGUUAAGGCCCUUAUCUGUUUGGUCGAUAAAAAGACUGGCGACAAAUCAAAAACACGUCCACGGUUCGUUAAGCAGGAUCAGGUUGCAAUUAUGCGAAUUGAGUGCUCCGGAAUGAUUUGCCUUGAACAGUUUAAGCUAUUCCCACAAAUGGGCCGUUUUACGCUCAGAGAUGAAAAUAAAACGAUUGCCAUUGGCAAGGUGCUGAAGGUGGUCGAAUAAAUUGAGCCAAGCUGAAUUCGAGCGCCCGCCUUUAACUGCGAUUUUCGAGAUAGCAUUGCCUAAGAAGAGAAAACAGCCACAACAACAGCAACGCCACGCCACGCUUUCUUCACAUUUGACAAAUCCACAUAAAAACAGUACACACCCACGCUCGAGCUCUCACUCUUACAUAUGGUUACUUUACUUUCUACCAGAAAUAGCAAUUGAUUAUGCAUUGAUUAGAGGAAGGUUAAAUAGGAAUCAAAUCGAAACGGAACGGCAAUGUAGAGUGCAUUAUAAGAACGGCAGGCGAAAAGUUAAUUUAAAACCCGGACGCACGGAUGGAGAGUUCAGAGAUAGAAACAGAAAUGCAUUAUAUACGAAAUAUAUACUAUAUUAUGUAUAACUAAGCAGCAAAAUCGAAGCCAGCGAACGCGAAACAAGAUGAACUAUUUAUAUAUAUACACAAACAAGCGACUCACGUAUAUAUAAAUAAUGUAUGCGAAGAGCGAAAGAGAGUUGAAGAGGAGCCACGAUUGAUAACUGAUAAAGCAUUCAUAGUUUCUUGGAAAAAUUUUGUUUGUUAAGGCCCUCUCUCAAGGAUAUUGAGAAUUAGUCGUCGUUUAACUUUGGUUUACUAUUUUUGUAUAAACUGUAGGCAUAAAAAAGCGUCACGUACAUGCCUAAAUCGCGCGCAAGACGUGAAUUUUUUAAUACUAAAAACUAAAAAGCUGCAAGCUACCCCAUUUUUGUAUUUGUACAAGCAAAAGCUAGAACCCAAUCCUCCUUACCCAUUCAACUUCCUGUAUGCGCCUUCAAAUUGCAAAUUUGUUAAAUACCCUGCAAAAUACAAUACGAUAUUUCCGCUCUUCUUUUUUACAUGAUAUAAUCUAAAUGCUUUAAUUUAAGUUUAAGCUUAAAGAAAAUGGAGUAAAGUUCGAUUCGUAAGCUCAAAAGUCUUUGAAACAUUGAAGAACACGACGGAAGAAGCCUAACAGAGAAACGAACAUUAUCACUUACGUAAACAUCUUAUUGUUAACUUUAAUCUUAGCCCUCUGAUAAUACCACUUUAUUUUGCUGAUUCAAGCUAAUAUUUGAUUUUUUACAAUUUAGUUAAUUGAAGAAUUCGUGCGAGUUGAACACGAAACAACUUAUGAAAAAAUAAAAUGCCUUUUGCUACCAAGCAGAAACAAAAACACAAAGAA